Sorex fumeus (smoky shrew) is the source of this 2317-nucleotide messenger RNA. It is a transcript of the gene PRAM1, whose product is annotated as PML-RARA regulated adaptor molecule 1. Gene Ontology annotation, biological process: integrin-mediated signaling pathway; T cell receptor signaling pathway; protein localization to plasma membrane. NCBI's taxonomy places the organism in Eukaryota, Metazoa, Chordata, Mammalia, Eulipotyphla, Soricidae. The transcript has 10 exons. Gene Ontology annotation, cellular component: plasma membrane. Gene Ontology annotation, molecular function: protein binding. Bases 27 to 2225 code for a protein of 732 amino acids. The record is from RefSeq and is a predicted model, not a curated record.
CUCUUGGACCCUCAUCGCCUGCAGCCAUGGGGAGCCCUCAGGAUUUCCGGAGCCUGCAGGCCAAGUUUCAGGCCACUCAACCCGAGACCAGCGGCCUCCCCAGAAAAUCCUCAAAGCCAGAGAUCAACAAGCUCCUUAAGAAGUUUCCACCCACUGAUCUCAGCGAGCACCCUCCGAAGCCCGAGUUCAGUGUGGGGCCCAGGAAGCCCCCGCAGCCCGAGUUCCCUGCCCUCCCAAAGAAACCCUCGCAGCCUGAGUUCCCUGAGCCCCCCAGGAAGCCCCCGCAGCCCGAGUUCCCUGCCCUCCCAAAGAAGCCCUCGCAGCCUGAGUUCCCUGAGCCCCCCAGGAAGCCCCCGCAGCCCGAGUUCCCUGCCCUCCCAAAGAAGCCCUCACAGCCUGAGUUCCCUGAGUCCCCCAGGAAGCCCCCGCAGCCUGAGUUCCCUGCCUCCCCAAAGAAGCCCCCGCAGCCUGAGUUCCCUGCCUCCCCAAAGAAGCCCCCGCAGCCCGAGUUCCCUGCCUCCCCAAAGAAGCCCCCGCAGCCCGAGUUCCCUACCCUCCCAAAGAAGCCCUCGCAGCCUGAGUUCCCUGAGCCCCCCAGGAAGCCCCCGCAGCCUGAGUUCCCUGCCUCCCCAAAGAAGCCCCCGCAGCCCGAGUUCCCUGCCCUCCCAAAGAAGCCCUCGCAGCCUGAGUUCCCUGAGCCCCCCAGGAAGCUCCCGCAGCCUGAGUUCCCUGCUCUUGCAAAGAAGCUCCCACAGCCUGAGUUCUCUGACGCCCCUAGGAAGUCCCCGCAGCCUGCCACCCCCAGGAAGCUGUCACAACCUGAGUUCACCGAUAGCCCCAGGAAGUCCCCCCAGUCUGAGUUCCCGGAGAUAGAGCCCCCGACACCUGAGAUGUGGGAACUCUCCAAGCAGUUUGAGAAGCCCCUCCAAUCCCCCAGGAAGGCCCCCCAGCAGCCCGGUCUGGGGCCCACUGUGGGCACCAGGAAGCAGCUGAUGUCGGAGUCCAUGGAAGCCGCCCCCUGGGCCGAGGCUGGCGCACCCCCCCGAAAGUCCUCACAGUCAGCCGUCAGCUACCCCCCACCCCACACCCCGAAGCCCCCGCAGCCCGAGAGAGGCGCCCACCCCCAGAAGCCCCCGCUGACACGGGAGGGUCACCUACCCAGGACCACGUCGGAGCCCCUGGUGGGCGGCGCGCUCCCUAAAAGGCCACAGCAGCCGCCGUUCCAGGCCGUUCCCAGGACACCCCCUGAGCUGGCGGCCGGCAGCCUCCCCAGGACCGUUUCGGAACCCGAGUUCCAGCUGCUCCGGGGAAAGCCGCCACAACUUCAGCCCCAGGCUAGGCCGCAGAAGCAUCCCCCCGCCGAGUACCCCAGAAAGCCCCGGCUCCCUACUUCCGUGUCUGAGAGCUCGCUGCCCUCAGUCACGGGGGGCUCAGGCCCCCAAUUCCCACUGGGCCUCGGUGCAGGUCGGCUGAGACCGGGGGCUCUCGCGGCCAGGGGCUCACAGCUGUGCCUCCCGGGCAGCGCCCCACCCCGGCGGAGGCCUCUGCCGUCCAUUAGCAGCCUGGGGCCCCCACCUGUCAAACCCCCGCUGCCCCCGGGCCCCAGGAACAUCCAGAGUUACCGGAGCCUCAUGGGGGCCGCCUCAGCUGUGCGGAGGACUCGCUCGGCCGCUGGGACCCUCUGCCAGGCCCGGCCGCCUAGACAGCCCCGUCCGGACACGGAUGACAUCUACGAGCUAUACGAUGACGUGGAGCCCCAGGAGGACCCCAGCCCCAGGCCCAAGGCUGCAGAGAAAACGUCAUUCACGGAGCAACUGCCCAGGAGGCCACCGCCGGAACCAGAGCUCAGGAAGGAGAAGGUGCAGCCUCCGCCACUGCCCCCGGCAGACCAGAAGUCCCUGAAGCAGAUGAGGAAGGCGGAGAAGGCAGAGCGCGAGUUCCGGAAGAAGUUCAAGUUUGAGGGGGAGAUCGUGAUCCAAACGAGGAUGAUGAUCGACCCCAACGCCAAGACGCGGCGAGGGGGCGGCAAGCACCUAGGAAUCCGGCGCGGGGAGAUCCUGGAGGUGAUCGAAUUCACCAGCAAGGACGAGAUGCUUUGUCGGGACGCCAAGGGCAAGUAUGGCUACGUGCCCAGGACUGCACUCCUGCCCCUAGAGACGGAGGUCUACGACGACGUUGGCUUCUGGGAUCCGAUGGAGAACCAACCCAUACCACGGGGACGAUAAGCCACCCGCGCAGUCGCCCAGGGUCCAUGACGUCGCAGAAGCCCCCAGGUCUGGCCACCAACACAACCCACCCCCAAAAGGCUUCUCUUGAC